Molecule: messenger RNA, 1510 nt
Organism: Haplochromis burtoni (Burton's mouthbrooder)
Lineage: Eukaryota; Metazoa; Chordata; Actinopteri; Cichliformes; Cichlidae
Product: adhesion G-protein coupled receptor V1
Exons: 7
Coding region: 235-1188 (317 amino acids)
Biological process (GO): negative regulation of adenylate cyclase activity; G protein-coupled receptor signaling pathway; cell surface receptor signaling pathway
Cellular component (GO): membrane
Molecular function (GO): G protein-coupled receptor activity
Source: RefSeq, a predicted model, not a curated record
UGCAUAUGCAGUAGCUGAAAUGAAAACUUGUUGCUUUGUCUUUAUAGUCACAAGGAUGAAAAGUUGAGUUAAAGACAAUACUAAACUAUUUCAAAUGUGUGUUUCUCUUUUUAUCAUGUUUGUCUGCAGAUUUGUUUCCUGGUGUCAGCUUUCCGUGGCCAAGUGUUUUCAGAGGACAGCUGUGCUACUCUGGCGCUCUUCUCUCAUUAUUUCCAUCUCAGUCAGUUCUUUUGGAUGCUCAUACAGGCGGUGAACUUCUGGCAAGUGCUCGUGAUGAAUGAUGAGCACACAGAACGCCGAUACCUGCUCUACUUCCUCCUGGGGUGGGGACUUCCUGCUUUGGUCAUCAUCAUCCUGGUCAUCGUGUUACUUGGUGGCUUUGGAUGGAAAAUACAUGAAGUAUAUGGACUGGUGCAAGGCGAUGUGUGCUUUAUCCCAAACAUCUAUGUAGCUCUGUGCACGGCAGUGCUGGUGCCUCUCAUCUGUCUUGUUGCUGUGGUGGUUGUAUUCAUCCACAUCUACCAAGUUACUGAGCAGUGGAAGGCCUACGAUGACAUUUACCGUGGACGGACUAACAGCACAGAGGUGCCGCUGGUCCUCUACCUGUUUCUGCUCGUCUCCCUAGUUUGGUUGUGGGCAGGACUCCAUAUGGGCUACAGGUACCUGUGGAUGCUCAUCCUCUACGUCAUCUUUAACUGCCUGCUGGGCUUGUAUGUGUUUGCUGUGUACUUCAUCAUGCACAACCAGCUGUGUUGGCCAACUAAAGCAAGUUACACAGUUGAGAUGAGUGGACAGGAUGGGCCGGAUUCUAUGUACCAGGGAAUGGGACCCACCCCUGUGGGAGGCGACAUCAGCAAAUCAACUCAAAAUCUCAUCAGUGCCAUGGAAGAGGUUUCAGCAGACUGGGAGCGAACGUCACUGCGGCCUAGCAUUCAGCCCAGCAGUGUGUUUAAGCCCAGUCCUGUGAUGGAGACGUACACCACCGAGGGAGGCUUCAUCAACACCAACCUGGUCACUGCAGAUGAGGAUUCACAGGAGUUUGACGACCUCAUAUUUGCCUUAAAAACAGGGACCGGCCUUAAUGUCAGCGAUAACGAGUCCAUACCAGGAAGCCACGACGGAGGGAGCGUAACCAACUCCCAGAUAGUUGAGCUUCGGCGUAUCCCCAUCGCCGACACACACCUCUAACCUUCACACCUCACACAGAUCCCACGUCCCUCUGUUUUUCAUAUCACAAAUAAAGAUUACAAGACAGUAUUUUUAUAUUGUAAAAUCCUUUGCACUAAAACAGUUUUUGAAUAGAUGGUUUUCAUAUAGAUGUUUGAUACUGUAUGGGAUUUUUACUGUACAUGUGUUCACAAAUACGAAUAAAUGUUUUACUAAAUUUAUUUUUUAAACGCUCUUGUUUCUGAAUGUAUAUUUUGUUUUGUUUUGUUUUUCUGUAGAGACCUAGGCAAAGAUAGAGAAUGUAGAUUGUGUAACUUUGUCAAUAAAUAAUGUACCACAUGAA